Pteronotus mesoamericanus is the source of this 549-nucleotide messenger RNA. Its product is annotated as transcription factor BTF3-like. NCBI's taxonomy places the organism in Eukaryota, Metazoa, Chordata, Mammalia, Chiroptera, Mormoopidae. Bases 1 to 549 code for a protein of 182 amino acids. Gene Ontology annotation, cellular component: cytosol; nascent polypeptide-associated complex. The record is from RefSeq and is a predicted model, not a curated record. The transcript is spliced from 3 exons.
AUGGCCAUCGAAUCCCCUGCGUGGCUCCGUUUUCUCUCCAACAACACGAAAGAAACAAUCAGGAGCCACGAGGCGCUCACCAAACUGCAGGCACAUGUGCGCAUUGCUGGGAAGGGCACCGCUCAUAGAAAGAAGGAGGCGGGUCACAGAACAGCUACCGCAGAUGAUAAAAUACUUCAGUUCUGGCCCUGGCUGUUCUCCCUAAGGAAGUUAGGGGUAAACGAUCUCUCUGGUACCGAAGAGGUAAAUAUGGUCACAAACCAGGGAACAGCGAUCCACUUUAACAACCCUAAAGUUCAGGCACCCCUGGCAGCAAAUGCUUUCACCUUUAUGGGCAACGCAGAGACAAAACAGCGGACAGAAAUGCUGCCCAGCAUCCUGAACCAGCUCGGCACAGACAGUCUGACUAGUUUAAGGAGACUGGCUGAAGCUCUGCCCAGACCUUCUGCGGAUGGAAAAGCACCACUUGCUACAGGAAAGGGUGAUGGCGAUGAAGCUCCAGAUCUUGUGGAGAAUUUUGAUGAGGCUUCCAAGAAUGAAGGCAACUGA